AUGGAUGGCGACGUGUUUUUGGCCUUCCUCCCCGGGGCGGCGCACGGCCUCACAACGGUGGCACUGGGGCACCCGCUCGACACCGCCAAGACCCGCAUGCAAGCGUUAGGCCCGAGAGCCAGCAGCUCUUUCCUCGUCACCAUGUGGAACAUGGCACGUGCAGAGGGGGUGCAGAGUCUCUACCGCGGUGUCACCCCACCGCUGGUGAUGUCAGCGACGAAGCGCAGUUUACAGUUCGCCGUGUGGGACGCGCUUCGGAAGUCGGACGUCCAACACGCCGCGCCGGCGGGAACUUCCUCCUCGUGCGGUGGGAGUAUAUUCCCUCACCUGGUUGCAUGGGCGCGGGCGUCACCGUUUCUCUCAGGGGCGGUUGCAGGUGGCUUGGGGACCUUCAUUGGUUGCCCGAUGCACGUCAUAAAGAUUCAAACCCAGUUUCUCACCCACCACGUGACGAGGAAUGCCUGGACCUGUGCGCUUGACAUCUACCGCGACGAGGGCUUUUCUGGAUACUACCGCGGGUUUCGCUACCAUAUGGUGAAGGACGUCUUAUUUGCCGGCAGCUACUUGGGCUUCUACGACGGAAUUAAGCGGUGGCUGCGUGACUUCAACGCGGCGUCCGCCCACACGAAGUGGGGUCCGCGCGUGGCCGCCAUCGUAGGCGGCUCCGGGGAGCGUUCGAGGAGCCAACUGGCCUUCCUUGCCGGCAGCACCUCCUCCAUGCUCACGUGGGCCCUGCUGUACCCGCUAGACACCAUCAAGACCAUUGUGCAGGCCCGCAAAGUUGGCCUCCUGCAGGUGGUGACUAUCUUUAGGCAGCAGCGGGGCGCCAUGUACCGUGGACUGGGGGCCUCGCUCGUGAGGGCGGGUCCUGUGAGCGGUGCGGCGAUGGUGGUGUACGAACUGGCGAAGAGCAAGGCGGAGCAGCUGCUGCUGCACAAACAAACACGCGCAACGACGGGUGCGGGCGGAAGCGUCCGGUUGUAA
Trypanosoma conorhini is the source of this 984-nucleotide messenger RNA. RefSeq names its product mitochondrial carrier protein. Gene Ontology annotation, molecular function: transmembrane transporter activity. The transcript has a single exon. The record is from RefSeq and is a predicted model, not a curated record. NCBI's taxonomy places the organism in Eukaryota, Euglenozoa, Kinetoplastea, Trypanosomatida, Trypanosomatidae. Gene Ontology annotation, biological process: transport. Bases 1 to 984 code for a protein of 327 amino acids.